GAGCGCCGGAUGAAUGAUACAUAAAACGGAUCGAUGUGCUGCAUAGUGCGACGUUUCCAUUGCAAUCUUUUUUUCAAUGAUUUUUGUGACUUUUUAUAGAGAGAGAGAGAGAGAGACAAAGAGAGAGGAAGAGGGCAUGCAUAAUCUUCCUGGUGAAUUUUCUAUAACCAUUGAUUGGAAUAUUAACCAGCUUAUAGAUAAUUCCUGUUUUAUGUAUCAUACUCUCGAGUUACGCGUGUUCCCCGCAUUGGAGGAGAAUUUGCGGGUAAUCGAGCGAGAAUUGCUUUCACAAACGUCAGGAUGAUGUGCUACAGUUAUGUUUGUGCGCUUAUUGCGAUAUUAGAUCAGCGAGAACCGACCCAGCGGAGUCACGGCGCCGCGUUUCGCGCGCGUGCGUUUGUGUACACAACUAUUAAGUGCUUACAUUUAUGCCUGUCAUAAUUGGCUUCGUUAAAUGAAGAGAGUGACUGAGGAAUUAGCUUGCUGGUAAUAACGCGGCUAUUUAUUAACACGUGAAACGAGACGCCACAGGCUUCACGAACUCGCGAGAGCUCGGGAAGUAGAUCUCUUCUUCUUCACCGCGUUUGGAGUCCCGUCGUAAUUUCUUCCUUCCAAGAGCAAACUCGAUGGAUUCCUCAUGUGGCGAAGAAGAAUUAUCGCCAUUGGUUCACCACCCCACUCGCGGCUUAUCAAAGCAGUUGAAAAACGGAUCGGCAUGGAGUAGCUACCCAAGUCAUCGAGACCCUUGGAAGGGAAAAGGGCAAAAGUGUUCCCUCCCUACGCCCUUUUGCCGCCGCGACGCACGACGACAUUGGAUUGUCGUCGUACCGCAGCGACCUCUGCGUCAUUAUUAUUAUAGCCGCAAGGCUGACGUUUUUCUUCUUGGACUUGUAAAUAAAAGGCCUCAAAGUGUACGGCGCCGUGGAGAAGACGUUUCACCCGUUCGAGCUGAGCAGCAGGCUUUCCCGUGUGUUCCCCGGAACACUGCCCGGUAUACAAGGUGA
Molecule: messenger RNA, 1004 nt
Organism: Solenopsis invicta (red fire ant)
Lineage: Eukaryota; Metazoa; Arthropoda; Insecta; Hymenoptera; Formicidae
Exons: 5
Coding region: 627-1004 (125 amino acids)
Source: RefSeq, a predicted model, not a curated record